CCUCUACCAACAUCAAAUCAUCAGGAAUGUCCAACGUCUACUUCGACAUCGCCAUCAACGAUGCCCCAGCCGGGAGGAUCACCUUCAAGCUUUACGACGAUGUCGUCCCCAAAACCGCGAAAAACUUCCGCGAACUCGCCACUGGCCAGCACGGAUACGGUUAUCAGGGGUCUUCCUUCCACCGUAUCAUCCCCAACUUCAUGCUUCAGGGUGGUGACUUCACCAAGCACAACGGCACUGGUGGGAAGUCUAUCUAUGGCGAGAAAUUUGCUGACGAGAACUUCCAGUUGAAGCACACCAAGCCCGGCAUCCUGUCUAUGGCCAAUGCUGGAAAGAAUACCAACGGCUCCCAGUUCUUCAUCACCACUGUCGUGACCAACUGGCUCGAUGGCGCUCACGUCGUCUUCGGUGAAGUUCUCGAGGGCUUCGAGUUGGUCAAGAAGAUUGAGGGCCUCGGCUCCCAGUCUGGCUCGCCCAAGGCCAAGGUCACCAUCGCUCAGUCUGGCACCGUCUAAGCACGCGCCUGCAAUAGCUUUGCAGACCUUCUUGAUCGGUAUCGGCUGUACCGUGCAGAUGUUUUUAUUACUAUGUGGGGAGAAAAGAGAGAAUCGGAAGAAGCUUUGCUCGUGUACAAGUAGAGUGGAGGUCUAUAGUUGACGGUGGACGUUUGUCAAUGAAUUGUGUAGUCUCGUUAGACGCAAUCAUGCUUCGGGAAUC
Heterobasidion irregulare TC 32-1 is the source of this 717-nucleotide messenger RNA. RefSeq lists its product as uncharacterized. The record is from RefSeq and is a predicted model, not a curated record. The coding region runs from base 27 to 515 and encodes 162 amino acids. Gene Ontology annotation, molecular function: peptidyl-prolyl cis-trans isomerase activity. Gene Ontology annotation, biological process: protein folding; protein peptidyl-prolyl isomerization. The transcript is spliced from 4 exons. Lineage: Eukaryota; Fungi; Basidiomycota; Agaricomycetes; Russulales; Bondarzewiaceae.